AUGAGGAAAUUCUGUUUCUUUUUUUUCUUUUUUUUUUUCUUUUUUCUUUUAAGGUGGUUCGGUUAUUUAUUAUUUAUGAUUCUGAUUGAUCUAUCUAUCUAUCUAUCUAUCUAUCUAUCUAUCUAUCUAUCUAUCUAUCUAUCUAUCCCAGUCUCUUAUCUAUCUAUCUAUCUAUCUAUCUAUCUAUCUAUCUAUCUAUCUAUCUAUCCCAGUCUCUUAUCUAUCUAUCUAUCUAUCUAUCUAUCUAUCUAUCUAUCUAUCUAUCUAUCUAAGAGAGAGAAAGUUUUCAACCUUUCUUUCUCUGCUUUCUUUUGUAUCAAACAUCUUCAAACAUUCUUUUCUUUUCAUAAACACCUUUCUUUUUUUGCUUUCUUUUUAUCAAACACCUUCAAACAUUCUUUUUCCAACCUUUUUGUCAACCUUUUUCUGCUUUCUUUUGUAUCAAACACCUUCAAACAUUCUUUUUCCUUUUACAUAACACUUUGUCAACCUUUCUUUCUCUGCUUUCUUUUUAUCAAACACCUUCAAACAUUCUUUUUCCUUUUACAUAACACUUUGUCAACCUUUCUUUCUCUGCUUUCUUUUGUAUCAAACACCUUCAAACAUUCUUUUUCAUUUUACAUAACACUUUGUCAACCUUUCUUUCUCUGCUUUCUUUUUUUGGAUAACACGUUUUCGAAAUUUCUUUCUCUUCUGUCAAACAUUUUGAAAAUGUCUUUCUCGUCUUGCAUAACACGUUUUCAAUCUUUCUAUCUUUUCUUUCUGUCUUUUGUGCCUAACUUUUUCAAACGUUCUUUCUCAUUUUCCCUAACAAGUUUCCUUUUUUCUUCAUUUCUCCCAUUUUACGUAUUGCUGCCCCCCCUCUCUCUCUAUUUCUUUCUAUAUAUCUCAUGCAAUUAA
Acanthosepion pharaonis is the source of this 900-nucleotide messenger RNA. Lineage: Eukaryota; Metazoa; Mollusca; Cephalopoda; Sepiida; Sepiidae. The record is from the annotation of a GenBank genome assembly.